Molecule: messenger RNA, 1645 nt
Organism: Nothobranchius furzeri (turquoise killifish)
Lineage: Eukaryota; Metazoa; Chordata; Actinopteri; Cyprinodontiformes; Nothobranchiidae
Product: SIRT1 domain-containing protein
Cellular component (GO): nucleus
Molecular function (GO): NAD+ binding; histone deacetylase activity, NAD-dependent
Source: RefSeq, a predicted model, not a curated record
AUAUUCUGAAAACAUAGCCGAGUGAGACCUCUGUCUUGAGAAGUAACCGUUUGUGCGUGAGUUUCAGAGGAACGAGACACUUUUGGCUAAGCCGGUCGCUUUGGAUGCUGGCAGGGACAAGGUUCAAACUUUUAUUUUUUGUACCAGCGUCGUUAAGGUAGUUCUCAUUUGGAUGUUGGAACUUCCGGACUGACCCAGAGUUUUCUGCCUGUCGUGUUUUCAUCACUCCGAAGCUCGGCGGUCUGGGAGGAGACAGCAGGUGCUGGAAUGAGCAGAUCCAGGUCCAGCAGGGAUAAAAACGUUGCCCAGCCUCUGGUCAGCAGGACAACACGCAGCUGGGGCUCCCAGACCAAGCACCCUAACCCUGCAGAGCCUGAUGAGUCUCAGCAGAGCUUGUGUAGAAAAAUGCGAAGGAAGAGAACCGCCUCGCCUCUGGGUCAGGACCUCGGUCAGAUAGGUGUGAAUGAACAGGACGUCUUAUAUUCAAGUUGCAGUAAAGAAAAGAAGUCCAGAACCAGCAGUGAUCCUUUACGGGCCACAUCAUCGUCGUCGUCGUCCCAGAGCGGCCUGUCCUCUGUGGCUCUGCUGGUGAAGCGCGGCCGCUGUAAGAAGGUGGUGGUGGUGGCUGGAGCAGGGAUCAGCACGGCUAGUGGCAUUCCAGACUUCAGGACUCCUGGAACGGGCCUCUAUGCUAACCUGGAGAAGUAUAACGUUCCUUACCCAGAAGCCAUUUUCAACAUUGACUACUUCUCCAACGACCCGCAGCCGUUCUUCUCCUUGGCCAAGUUUCUGUAUCCUGGAGGCCACCGGCCCAACUACAUCCAUUACUUCAUCCGCAUGCUUCAUCACAAAGGCCUGCUGCUCCGAGUCUACACCCAGAACAUCGACGGGCUGGAGAAAUUGUGUGGCAUCCCCGAUGAGAAGCUGGUGGAGGCCCACGGUAGCUUCGCCACUGCUUCCUGUCACCUAUGCCACACGCCGUAUCCUUCAGAGGAGGCUAAAUGCGCUAUAAUGAGUGACAACGUUCCCACGUGCUCUUUCUGCGCCGCAACAGUCAAACCAGAUGUUGUGUUCUUUGGAGAGGACCUCCCUCAGAAGUAUUUCCUCCACACUAAAGACUUCCCAAAAGCAGACCUGCUCAUCAUCAUGGGCACAUCUCUAAAGAUUGAGCCGUUUGCCAGUCUGGUGAAUACAGUGGGCUCCUCCGUGCCUCGUCUCCUCCUUAACCGGCACGCCGUGGGCCCCUUUGAGAGGGUCCCCCUGCGGAGGCGGGACCACAUGGAGCUAGGAGAUCUGGCAGAAACCAUCCGAAGGUUUGCAGAAUUCCUCGGCUGGAAUGGUGAAAUAGAAGAAAUGAUGAAGGAUCGGGAAGCGUUGAGCAUCCCUGCACCGGUGAGCAUCUCACCUCAGAAAGAUCAAACCUUUAAUCUGAGCCGAAAAUCUGAAGAAGCAGAACCCGAUUCUGAGACGGACAGCAAGAGCUCAGCCUCGUCUAACGCCAGCAAAUAACUCUUCAAAUGCCCUGCUGGCUCUUCUGUGUUUAUGUAUGUGUAUAUAGAAUAUUUUAUCAAGUUUAAAAAGUGAUUUUUCUAUGUCAAAUGUUUUAAAUCAAUCAAUGCUGUUAUUUAAUAAAGAUUUUUCUAAU